UCCUCAUCUCAGACCCAUCCGGCCAUCCCCACAUACAUACGACCAACGCAGGCGACGACCGAGUUUAGAGAUCGACCAUGGCUGCUCAAACGGAGCUAGAAAUCAACACCGAUGACAGUGUGUAUCAGCCAACUCAAAGAUAUGUGGAUCUGUUUCUCAACGAAUAUCCGCCAUAUACAAGACAUGAUCUCGUGACACGCGAAAAGCUGCUUCAACUAGGUUGUUUAAUUGAGGCUUUCGACAUAUCAUAUGCGAUGAUGGAGUACGAGGAAAGUGACGACAUGGAGUGGUGGGGAGAAGUGGAUACCUGCUUCGAACUAAACACGCCCUCAGACCCCGUGGGAGAGGGUGGUGUUUUUAAGAUAAUUGCUCCACGUCCGCAGAAAAACAUCAGAGGCGCGGUUUGUUACGUGAGCCAUCAGAAGCGUCUCCGCAAGAAUGCAAGACAGUUCUACAAUUUUAUGUCGAUUUGCGAUCAAGCUGUUGCUCAAAGCCAUACCACAGAGUGGCUCUUUGACACUGGGGCCAGUUUUUCUGUGACGGGUAACUUGGCCAACCUUCAGGGCAUACACGCUGCUUCUCCUGUUAACGUCAUUGUAGCCAAUGGACAGACAAUGUCGUCCCACCAUUGUGGUAGGGUGGUUGGGGACGUGAGUGUCUCCGGUGUAAGGUACAUUCCAGGAGCACCAGAUUUGAUCUCAGGUGGGCAUCUCGCCCGACUGGGAUGCUACAGCACGACGAGCGAGCAGGGUGUCACUAUAACCAAGGGCGGCAUGGUCGUUGGCCAUGGCCGUCUGCUGGAAAACAACACCUACGCCUUGGACUUCCUGGCUGAUACCUAUCUGGGCACAAUAUGUGUCGCCUGCCCGUGGCCCUACGGCCAUGGUGCUCAGCUGGCGGCGACCUCAUCCAACUGAGUUCAUCGUGCGACCAGCUGGUUGGUGAUGAAAAUCUAUGGUUAAUACCAUAUCUGCUUGGCGAUAGAAAAUCUAUGGUUGGUACUUGGUACUAUAAGUAUAAUUUAAGGAUGCUGCCGUUUGAUGGACAACUGUAAUAUUCAGGACACACACAUGGAUGUGCUUGAUGCUUCUGAUACUCGCAGGUUUUGGUCAAUUUGAUCAAUCACGCCAGUGAAUGAGUUGGGAUAUCAAUCCAGGAGAUCACUGGAUCCGAUAUUAUCUUGUCUUAA
This is a messenger RNA of Triticum dicoccoides, 1189 nucleotides long. RefSeq lists its product as uncharacterized. Lineage: Eukaryota; Viridiplantae; Streptophyta; Magnoliopsida; Poales; Poaceae. The record is from RefSeq and is a predicted model, not a curated record. The coding region runs from base 78 to 917 and encodes 279 amino acids. The transcript has 4 exons.